This is a messenger RNA of Scheffersomyces amazonensis, 720 nucleotides long. RefSeq names its product mitochondrial 37S ribosomal protein uS12m. The record is from RefSeq and is a predicted model, not a curated record. Gene Ontology annotation, cellular component: ribosome; small ribosomal subunit. Gene Ontology annotation, biological process: translation. Gene Ontology annotation, molecular function: structural constituent of ribosome. The transcript has a single exon. The coding region runs from base 141 to 677 and encodes 178 amino acids. NCBI's taxonomy places the organism in Eukaryota, Fungi, Ascomycota, Pichiomycetes, Serinales, Debaryomycetaceae.
UUGUUUGUCCGACAUCACCAAUAGCACACCCAAAGUCCAUACGACAUUUUUCUUCCAAUCUCAUAGAAAUUUUUUUUUCACCAAUCAAUCAGUUUGGGGUAUCUAUAAACAGCACAUUUAAGUAGUGUAUUAUAGUCCAAAUGUUUAAAUCAUUACUUCAACCUAUAAGGUUGAGUCCUGUGAUGUCAUCAGUAUUGGCCAUUAAACCAGUAACUUCAUAUAUGCAAUCUAUUCGUUCAAAUAUACCCGCAACUACACAAUUAGCUAAUAAUCUUAUGAAUCAACAAAAGAGAUAUGCUACAUUAAAUCAAAUUAAAUUUGGUAAACAAGGUAAACCAAUUAAGCCAUAUCAAAGUAAAUCACCACAUUUAGAUAAUAAUCCAUUUAAAAAGGGAGUAGUAUUAAGAGUUAUGAUUCUUAAACCAAAGAAACCUAAUUCAGCUUUAAGAAAAUGUUGUAGAGUUAGAUUAACAAAUGGAAAUGUUAUAUCAGCAUUAAUUCCUGGUGAAGGACAUAAUUUACAAGAACAUCAUCUUGUAUUAGUUAGAGGUGGAAGAGUUCAAGAUGUUCCUGGUGUUAAAUAUCAUUUAGUUAGAGGAGCAUUUGAUCUUGCUGGUGUUAAUAAUAGAACCACUUCAAGAUCUAAAUAUGGUGUUAAAAAGCCUAAACAAACAUAAACAUAGUCAUGCAUCUAGUUUCAUGUAUAUAGUAAUAAUAAUA